AUGGUAAGUUGGUUUACAAUUCUCCUGGUGAUUGGCAUCACAGCUUUCACUGUAUACCUUCUAAAGAUCUAUCCAUCAAAGAAAACUCAAUACUACGUCUACUUUUUUGUGUUCAUCGGCUGGUAUUUAGCAUUUGUGAUCGUAACAGUGCUUCCAUACGACGUUUAUUUAAGUUUAGGAGGAGAAGGAAACAAAGAUGACCUACACGUUUGCUGGAACAUAAUUUAUUGGAUAAUUUUCGCAUUAUGCUGGGCUCUCCUGCCAAUGAUGCAAAAUUACCACAUGGCUGGCGAAUUUACAUUUCUAACCAAGAUGAAAAGAGCUUUUAUUACAAGACUUAGGAUGAUUGGAAUAACUCUUGUUAUGGGAGUCAUUUUUAUUUUAUAUUUAGUCAUUUCAGGAAACUUUGCAUCACAUAGGCUUCCAGCAAUUCUUGUGGCAUUGAGCAAUAUCUGGUCAUUGUUUAUAAUCAUGGUCCUGCUUGGGUAUGGGCUGGUUUAUAUUCCGAAAACAUUUUGGCAGAAUGGAAGUCUUGAUACUUCUAUGAAGCUUGCACAGUUAAAAGCUGUUGAGCUUGAUCAGUCGAAGAUAGAAGCAAAAUAUAACUUAGAUCAAACUGUAGGAAUAGUAAUGAAACUUUCUAGAGAUGUGACUGAGGUGGAUCCUCUUCAUAAAUAUGUUGAUAAAUUGCUUGAAAAAUGCCCACAGCAAUCUAUUGAGCACCAAAAGAGCACGAGAUCAUUAAGGAGUAUGGAGGCUCAUGAUGAGAAAAAAGAAAUCACAUAUAAGUAUUUAGUAGGAGUUAAUAGAGAUUUGAAGAAAAAUAUUGCUGAAUUCGGAAGAAGUGAAAGGUAAUUAAAUAUCUAGAGUCGUUGGGAACAACAUCUGGAAGCUGCUUUUCGACUUGAGGACAUCAUAGCUAACAAAAAAAAUUCAAAUAAAUGGAUCAGAAGUAACUUUUGGCCGGCGAAAAAUGGGAAAUAUGCAAGGUUUAGAGAAGUCUUUGAAUGGAUCUGGUAUACCCGUCUUUCUCCAAUUUUGUGCAGACUACUAGGUCUUUUAUUAUCAGUAGUCAGCAUAUUUGUGGUAUUAGGCGAAAUUACACUAUUUGUCGACACACCAAUUGGCGUCUUUCCAUUAUUUUUUAAAGAUAACCAUGGAAGUGUAGGCACACUGAUUCUCUGCUUUAUGCCACUUCUCUACAUCAUAGCUAGCAUCUAUGUUUCUCUCUUCAAGUUAAGGCUUAAAGGCAGAUACGGGCUUUAUAGCCACAAUCAAACAGACCCUCCAAAUCUUAUAUGGAGUGCUUUUAUUAUGGCCCGUCUAACGCCCUCAGUAUGUUAUAACUUUUUGCUAUUUAUUAAAGUCAAACAUACACAAUUCAAUAAAGUUAUGGGCGUUAUUGACUUAGUCCCAAUUUUUGGUCAAGGAUUUACACUGUUUUUCCCUAUGAUUUUAAUAGUGUUUUGCUUAUUAAACAUUACCAAUUUUUAUGCAAGAUUAAUGGAGAAAAUGGGGAUGGACCAGUAUUCCUUUGCAGAUAAGAUUGAUGAUGCAAAAUUACUUGAAGGUAAGUCACUACUGCAUAAAGCAAGGUCUGAUAGAGAACGUGGAAGUAAAGGCACAAUAACACCGUCUGGAAGCUUUGUAGAGUCUGGAGGAUAUAAUGCACAAAUAAGGUCUAAAUACGAGCAUAUCAGAAAAAGCUUGGCGGAAGAAAGAAAAAAUAGCAUAACUGCGCCAUUGAAGCAAAAGGACAUUUACGAUUUCUAA
This is a messenger RNA of Blepharisma stoltei, 1773 nucleotides long. Lineage: Eukaryota; Ciliophora; Heterotrichea; Heterotrichida; Blepharismidae. The record is from the annotation of a GenBank genome assembly.